AAUAUUUACAGACUCACUGAAAGGGAAAUUAAAUAUUGACCAAAGACAAUGUCUGGAUUUUCCAGUAACUUAUCAACAAAUGACUCUACCCUGUGGAAAGAAAAUCAUAAUUCGACGGACCUUUUAAAUCUGCCAGGAACUCUGAAUAUCUAUCUUUUUUGCCUGACAUGCUUAAUGACUCUUGCAGCCCUGGCAGGCAGCAUUUAUUCACUAGUUUCCCUGCUGAAAACGCACAACAGAACCGUUGUGUCCAUGCUUGUGGCUUCCUGGUCUGGGGAUGAUCUCAUGAGUGUCCUGUCGGUGACCAUCUUCAUGUUUUUGCAGUGGCCAAACGUGGUUCCUGACUACUUCCAGGCUCUGUGCACCACCUCUGCCUUACUAUACUUAUGCCAGGGCCUCUCGAGCAACUUGAAGGCGACUCUCCUAGUCUCCUACAACUUUUACUCGAUGCACAGGGCUGUGGGGAGCCAGGCGGCCUCCAGGAGAUCCGGCCAGGUGCUCGGCGCGGUGCUGACCGUGUGGGCAGCCAGCCUGCUGCUCUCGGCGCUGCCGCUGUGCGGCUGGGGCACCUUCGUGCGCACGCCUUGGGGCUGUCUGGCGGACCGCUCCAGCUCGUACGUGCUGCUCCUCUUCGCUGUGUACACUUCGGCCUUCGGACUCCUCGCCGCCCUCUCGGUCCCGCUCACUCACCAGUUGUUGUGUUCGGAGGAGCCGCCGAGGCUCCACGCCAACUACCAGGAGAUUUCCCGCGCAGCUUCCACUCCUGGGACUCCUCCAAGUCGGGGGAGAGUGCUUUCCUCGUCUCCAGAUGAUGCUCCGGGCCCGGCGCUGCGCUGUUCUGGGGGGUGCUCCCCCAGCUCCGACACUGUGUUUGGACCGGGCCCACCAGCGAGGGCACAGCCGGGGCAGGGGCCGGGACCCGAGGCUGCCGCUGUGCUUGGAGCCUGCAGGCGUGAGAACCGGGGGACUCUCUGUGGCACCAGGAGCUUCACCGUGAGCGUAGCGCAGAAGCGCUUCUCUUUGAUCCUAGCGCUAACAAAAGUCAUACUUUGGCUCCCCAUGAUGAUCCACAUGAUGGUCCAGCACGUGGUGGGGUUGCAGAGCCCUCCCUUCGACACACUCAGCUUUCUACUAACCCUGCUGGCCACCACUGUAACCCCAGUGUUUAUCUUGUCCAAACACUGGACCCACUUGCCCUGUGGCUGCAUCAUCAACUGUAAGCAGAACGCGUAUACAGUGGCAUCUGAUGGGGACAAAACCAAGAGGAGGGGAUUUGAAUUCAAUCUGUCAUUCCAAAGGAGUUAUGGAAUUUAUAAAAUAGCACAUGAAGAUUACUAUGAUGAUGAUGAAAAUGCUACAUCCUAUCACAAUCUCAUGAAUGCUGAAUGCAAAACUACAAAAGACUCUCAAAGAGACACUCAAAAUAUCGUUAAUGCUAUAAAAGUGGAAAUCAGCACCACACCCUCUCGGGAUAGUUCUAUACUGAAAGGGAUCAACAAAUGCACAAAUACUGAUAUUAUGGAGACUAAACAGGAUUGCCACAGUGGAAAGGGUGUUGACCCACUGCUUUCUGAAGAAACAGGAGGUGAUACUAACUAUGAAGAAACUGCCUUUUUGGAAGGACCAGAAAGAAGACUUUCUCAUGAGGAGAGUCAGAAACCAGACCUUUCAGACUGGGAAUGGUGUAGGAGUAAAUCAGAAAGAACCCCUCGCCAGCGUUCUGGUGGUGCCCUUGCCAUUCCCUUGUGUGCAUUCCAGGGGACCGUGUCUCUCCAAGCACCUACGGGGAAAACCCUAUCUCUUUCUACCUAUGAGGUAAGUGCAGAAGGACAAAAAAUAACUCCAGCCUCUAAGAAAAUAGAAGUCUAUCGCUCCAAAAGUGUUGGCCAUGAACCAAACUCAGAAGAUUCACCCUCCACAUUUGCGGACACCAGUGUGAAAAUACACUUGGAAGUUCUUGAAAUCUGUGAUAAUGAAGAAGCCUUGGACACUGUGUCAAUCAUUAGCAACAUCAGCCAGUCCUCCACACAGGUCAGAUCUCCAUCCCUACGCUACUCUCGGAAAGAAAACAGAUUCGUUUCCUGUGAUUUAGGAGAAACAGCCUCAUACUCUCUCUUUUUACCUACAAGUAAUCCUGACAGUGAUAUCAACAUCUCCAUUCCGGACACUGUAGAAGCACACAGGCAGAACAGUAAAAGGCAGCAUCAAGAGAAGGAUGGCUACCAGGAGGAAAUUCAGUUGUUAAAUAAAGCUUACAGAAAAAGAGAGGAAGAAAGCAAGGGUAACUUGUGACCAUUUUGUGUAAUAAAGGCAAGAAUGGGUCUGCAAGUUCAAACUACUAAACACUUUUGUUCUGAGGCUAUCUGAUUUCCUUUAUUGCCUUUUGGUUUACAUAAGCAUAACAGAUUCAGUAGUUCACUGUUUUUAGGAGGAAGAGCUGGAAGUAGUGUAAACAGUUAAGUGCUUUUGAUGUAUUACCUGUAGAUCACAAACCUGUAAAAGGGUUGCUUCUUAUCUGAUUCCUAAAGCUGUAUUCUAGAUCAAAUAUCAGCCUCAUUUACUAAUGUUUUUGCCUAUUUGUCAU
Messenger RNA from Suricata suricatta (meerkat), 2584 nucleotides. RefSeq names its product G protein-coupled receptor 149 (gene GPR149). The record is from RefSeq and is a predicted model, not a curated record. Gene Ontology annotation, molecular function: G protein-coupled receptor activity; neuropeptide binding. The coding region runs from base 49 to 2292 and encodes 747 amino acids. Gene Ontology annotation, biological process: neuropeptide signaling pathway. Gene Ontology annotation, cellular component: neuron projection. Lineage: Eukaryota; Metazoa; Chordata; Mammalia; Carnivora; Herpestidae. The transcript has 4 exons.